Messenger RNA from Lecanosticta acicola, 834 nucleotides. The record is from the annotation of a GenBank genome assembly. Lineage: Eukaryota; Fungi; Ascomycota; Dothideomycetes; Mycosphaerellales; Mycosphaerellaceae.
AUGCUCACGUACUUCCCCUACUGGGACGUCUCCUGGCUGGUGGCCAUCUCGUUCACCCUCGGAAGCGCCGUCUGGGUCGUCAACGGCUUCUUCUCCCUCUUUCCGCUCCUGAACCCGGCGAUCCGAUUCCCGGGAGAGGUGCUCUACGGCGGCGGCAUCACGGCCUUCAUCGGAGUCGCGGUCUUCGAGGUUGGGAGUUGCCUCGGGCUCCUCGAAGCGGUGAACGCGAACCGAACCGGCUGUUUCGGCUGGGCGGUUGCCCAUCUCUUCUCCCCCGUCGGCGGCUCAGCAAGCACCAUCAGCCCCGACAGGGAAGGCUGCACCCACCACCAUCAGAACCGCUCCAACCUCGUCGGCCGUCCGCACUCCCAAGAUCCAGAUCCCACCCCUGAAGAAGGCCCCCGCGCUUGGGUCUGGUUCCCUUCCCCCCACGAUUUCCACGCCAGAUACUCCCACGACCUCGGCUUCCUCGCCUCGGCCCUGCAAUGCCUCGCCGCGACCGUCUUCGCCGUCUCCGGCUUCGUCGCCCUGCCGGGCAUCCUGAACCACAUGUCCGCAAGUCUCACGGACGCCCUCUUCUGGACGCCGCAGCUCGUCGGCGCCGCGGGCUUCAUCGCUUCCAGCCUGCUGUUCAUGCUGGAGACGCAGGCGCGGUGGUGGCGGCCGGCGGUGGGCACGCUGGGUUGGCAUGUGGGCAUGUGGAAUCUGGUGGGUUCCGUGGGCUUCGCGCUGAGUCCUGGGUUUGGGUAUGAUGCCGCGCCCGGGCCGCAGUUUCAGGCGGCUUUGUGCACUUUCUGGGGUGAGUGGGGUGAUCAAAGGUCGUCUGGUUUGUGA